Molecule: messenger RNA, 2131 nt
Organism: Lineus longissimus
Lineage: Eukaryota; Metazoa; Nemertea; Pilidiophora; Heteronemertea; Lineidae
Product: HAUS augmin-like complex subunit 1
Exons: 8
Coding region: 107-916 (269 amino acids)
Biological process (GO): centrosome cycle; spindle assembly
Cellular component (GO): HAUS complex; cytosol
Source: RefSeq, a predicted model, not a curated record
CCUACGGCAAUGACGUCAGAGUAGAUGUUUUUAAAGGACUUUAAAAAUCAUUCUGUGUAUUUCAAGUUAAUUCAGUAAAAUUAGAACAUCCUUAUUGACUAUAGUAAUGGAAGAAAGGCAUAGAAAUGUGAGGCUCUGGCUUGAGACAACAUUUGCUGGCAGUGAUGUUCCUCAGUAUGAAAUAAGUGAACAGACAGUAAAUACUCUCUAUCACAUCAUGACGAAGAAUGAACAGAGAGAAAAAUACGUCCAACUUCAGAUGGAAGACUUGCUACAGAAAAAACAAGAAUACCAAGCAGAAGCAGAAAGACUGCGUCAGACUCUAGACAUCCUGAACCUCUGCCCUGAGAACCUCCCGACUUCCAUUCAGAGUAAUCUUCGCACCUUAUCAAGCAUGGCACUGACCCUGGAACUCAGUGACUGCUCUGACACCUGUUAUCUCCUUGGCAUAAGUGAACUCUCACAGAGUAUUCACAAAGUAACAGAGGAGAGGUUGUUUGAACAAAAGCAGACAGCGCUGCUGCAGUCCAAGAGUAAAUCUGCUCUUUUGAAAACUGGUGCUCUGGAAAGGUCAUUCCAAGAAUUUCGAGAGGAAGCAGAGACCAAGGGGCCCUUCCUUGAGAAGAAGAAAAAAGACACUCGAUUCAUUCGAAACAAAGAGAAGGAAUAUCACAAAGUCAUUGUUAAGAAUAGGUCAAAGCUGCCGGCACGAUUCACAACCCAUGAUGCCAUACUAGCCAAAUCACAGGAACUGCAAAGCAUCAAUGAAAAAUUAAGUUCCUUGAAGAUGAAAUUAGAUAACUAUCACAGUUUACCACCUAAUGUUGCCUUGACAAAAGUAAAGAUAGAAGAGACAAAAAGAGAAUUGGAUGCAAUUGAAGCAGAGUUAACCGAGAUGGUCGCCAUGAUCAAAUGAGAUGAUCACGCACCCAAAAGAAGGAAACACAGAGGAAAAGCUGCACCUUCUCAUUACAAUUUGUCGGUCCAACAAAAUUUGCUGACAUCCAUGGAGAAAUUAGCUAGGGCUGGCUUAAAGACAACGCAAGGGAUAUAUAUCUAUAGUCUGGUCAAAGAUGUUCAGAAAUCUUGAAAAUCGCUCUUGAAUUUUCAUCAAACCUACCUCAGAUUGAGUGUUACAGCAUGUCCCUGCAUUUUAAUCUAAUCAAAAGUUCAUUCCGACCACAACAGCUUCAGAAAAGGAUGAUUUUUCGCAGCAUAUGAGCCCCAAUGCUAAAUGCAUGUGUCAAUGAUGGCCUGUCAUGAUCGCACUAGUUGCAACAGAGCAUCUGGAGCUUGUCCAACUUCAUUUUUCAUGAAAUUUCUUCAAUGGCGCAAAACCCCGUGCAAAUUUUGUGUACUAAAAUUUCCUAUGCUGAAACAUCGGGCUGUUUUCUGGAGCGGUUGAUGUCGGAUUGAAAUUUUGAAUGGAUUAAAACGCAGCGACAUGCUGUAACAAAUCAAUCUGAGGUAGGUUUGAUGAAAAUCCGAGAGCAAUUGUGAAAAUGAGAGCGACUUUCAUGAUUUCUGAACAUCUUGGACCAGACUUUAAUUGCUUUUUUGUAAAAUGUUACUUGAAAUGUUGAUUCAAUCAAAUGCAAGCAGUGACUGUAGCUGCUUUAGAACCGUCUGUAAAGACCUUCUUGUGUCUGAAUGCCUGAUACGGAACAUCCUGAAAUUCACCACUCAGGAUGUACUUAUGGCUGUCUGUGUAAGUCUUCCAUAUUUCUCAAUGCAUGCUAUGGGCUGAUAUUUCAAUUCCGCAUAUUCCAGAAUCUUGCAAAAAAUAAUGUGAGAAAAGAUCAAAAACUUGAAAAAGAGACAGAAUGCGAUCUGCAUCUUUCUUUCUGGGCCCGCUUGCUCGGCUGCUGAUUGAGCAACUGGGCCCCGAUAGCCUCAUUGAAAUCUCAGCCCUACUUAAAGUUCAGUUCUUGUUAUACGACAACAGUUUUGUUAAUCAGAAACAGGCCACUGCUCCAGCACUUUUGCUACGAGUGUGACCAUGCAUGCGUGUUAUGUUAAUUAUUAAAAUGUUAUCUAUACAGCUGAUUUGCUGAAUAAAAUGCAUGAAUCUUAAAAGUUUAGUUCCAUUUUGAUAACAUUUCUGUCACCGGGGAAGUAUUGCAUGAUUCUG